Messenger RNA from Chara braunii, 3389 nucleotides. The record is from the annotation of a GenBank genome assembly. Lineage: Eukaryota; Viridiplantae; Streptophyta; Charophyceae; Charales; Characeae.
GGGCGAGGAGGAGGAAUCGCGGAGGCAACGGUGCUGUUCGCAAAACUUUUCGGUGAAUUCAGUUGAUUAUCGCGGUUCUCAGGAAGGGAAAAGAAGUCGAAUAGCGGUGGAUCAUCAGCUAUGGAAGCAAGGAGGACAACGAGAAUGGAUACUAGCAGACACGCUGCUCUGUGGGCGUGGUUUUGUCUUCUGUUCUUUCUCUCAAAUCAUGGCGGCGAUGUCGGUUAUGGGGGCAAUGGGAGUGGUGCCGUCCUGUUAGCCUCUGCUCAGAUUACAGAUCCCAGCGCAGCUUCGGUCGCUUCCGUCGCGGCUAACGACUCCAUCUUGUCCUCCUCCCCCUCUCAAACGGCUCCAGCAUCACUCUCGGCGACUCCUACAAUACCAACAGCUCCAGCAUCGCUAUCGUCAACUCCAUCACCAUCGACAAUCCCCACAACAUCACCAUCAACCACCCCCACGGUACCCACAACUCCAGCAUCGCCACUUUCGACCCCUCCGGUAGCCACACCUACAAGGUCAUCGACAAGUCCGCCAUCGCCAACACCUCCAGCAUCACUCUCAACAACUCCGGCGACAUCGAAAGGAGUUGGCGUCAACAUCGGAUUCGGCUACAGCACGACGCAGAUCAACGCGAGUGAGACGGUCGCCAUCUUGAAGAAAAUCAGCGCUGUUUCUGUCAAAUUGUUCGGCGACUUCGUGGACACUCCCGCGGGCGUGGCGUUCAUCGACGCACUUGCAGGGACUGGAAUCGAUGUAGUGAUCCCUGUCAGCUCCUCGCAGAUUGCUACGCUUGCCUCCGACUACAACGCAUCUCGGGACUUCGUUCAGACCAAGGUCAAAGCCCGUCUCGAUCUAUCAGUCAACAUCUCCACCAUCGCGGUUGGCAACGAAGUUCUUCUCCCAGACUAUGGCACUGCUUACUGGGCCACGAUCGUUCCCGCAAUGGUGAAUGUCCACAAAGCACUCCAGGAAUUUGCUCUGGACCAGACCAUCAAGGUUGUCACCCCCCUCAACUUCAAUUGUCUGUCGAAUACCUACCCUCCAAGCUCGGGAGUAUUUAACCAAUCCUACACCGUUACAAUAAAGCCUUUGCUGCAGUUCCUGAAUGAAACGGGCUCCCCGUUCAUGGUGAACAUAUACCCCUUUUAUCCGACAAGGGACCCCACUAAAAACAUUAUGGUCGAUUUUGCGCUGGGGGUCCCUGGCAGCAAGAUAGACACGGACCCGGGCAGUAACUUGAGUUACACAAACAUGGUGGACAUGAUGAUGGAUGCUCUUGCCUUUGCGAUAGAGAAGGAAGGCUUCUACGGGAUCCACUUAGCCGUCGGAGAAGUGGGAUGGCCAACGGAUGGGCACCAGAUUGCGACGGUUGGGAAUGGAGAGAAGUUCAACAACUACCUUGUCGGGCAACUGAUGAGCGGGAAGGGAACACCCAAGCGUCCGGGCGAGGACGGGUGGAUGCAGGUUUACCUGUUUGAGUUGCUGGAUGAAGACCUAAAGCCAGUCAGGGAUGGCAAUGGACCCUUCGAACACCACUGGGGAAUUUGCUACCUGAAUGGAACAGCCAAGUACCCAAUUGACUUGACGAAAGGAUGGAAUGCUACGACCCCUCCUCCUUCCACUGGGGCCCCGACCAGUCCUGGGUCCGCCUCUGCUCCAUCUCCAAGCAGUUGUGUUCCUGGUGACCGGGGGGGUAAUGCAAAGAGUCCGAAUCAAACUCUUGCUCUGACUGGAGGUCCAAACACGUACUGUGUUGUUAAUGACUGUACUGCAGAUGCGUCUAUUCUGGUAGCCAUCGACUGGUUGUGUGGGCAAACUAACAUGAGUUGUGCUGCCACCCAAGAAGCCGGAGUGUGCUUCGUACCGGACACUCCCGUAAGCCAUGGAUCCUAUCUGUUUAACAGCUACUAUGUUAGCCAGGGAAGGCGGCCUAGUGCUUGCAACUUCGAAGCCUCGUAUUACCGAAGAUUCAUCAAGGGCUUCGCGGCGAUUGCGAGACCCCUCACAAACCUCCUGCGCAAGGAUCAGCCGUUGAUCUGGACAUCGGAGUGCGAUCAAGCGUUUUCCAAACUCAAGGCUGCUCUCAUUUCGGCCCCGGUCCUUAUAAGACCGGAUCCCGAAAAGCCUUUUGUUCUCAUCACUGACUGGCAGCCAGAGGCGAUUUCGGCGAUCCUUUCCCAGGUGGGACCAAGCGGACUCGAGAGUGUGGUGGAGUAUGCGUCCAAAUCUGUACCUGCCUGCAAACGCAACUACGCCGCUCCGAUAGGAGAAUGCUAUGCGGCUCUAUGGGGAAUCAGUCACUUUCGUGCUUACCUGUAUGGGCGAAAGUUCACCCUGGUGACUGAUCAUGAGCCCCUGUUGGCUCUGAAGAAGUCGAAGGAUUACUCGGGCAUGAUCGCGCGAUGGGCAACGGUGCUGCAGAGCAUGGACUUUGACAUCCGUCAUUGGAAGCACGAGAGACACGGGAACGCGGACGGAUUGAGACGGUUACAUAGGCCUGAGAAAGUUCUGAAAAGUGAGGAGGUGAUUCCGUGGAACGAACCCGAGCAGAAGAUUGGACCUCGAUACGGCCAAGUGGAGAUUUUGUUGAAGCAAACGAGCCACGUCACCACAGCGGCGGGAUUCACCGGUGACAUCAGCUUGGUCAACCCGCAGAGGCAUACUGCGAUCUUGGCCUCGCUGCGCGAGUGGACGGAGCAAGUGUCCAACGUGUGGCAGCACGUCCUCGCUCGAGAAGGAUAUAACAUCAUUCCGAUCUCUGCAUCGGACCUUGACGGCAUUCGCCGAGCACUGCGUGAGCGGCCAGUUACUUUUGAGGAGUUGUCCUUCUGCCUGACCCGAGUACAAGUGAAGUGGACAGGCACUAUCGAGCACCCCACGUGGAUCGAGAAUCCGGAGCUGCUGAUCGUACAGGGUUGGAGGACUAACGGAGAAGGAGAUCUUAUUGGGUUCCUCUUUGGAUCGGUACAACCGGGUCGUCGUCGGUUGAUUGCACAGGAGCUCAUCGCACCGAUCGUGCAAUUGGCUGACGAUCUCUCGCCCGACAUCUACUUUCAGAGUGACAACAGUCCUGCUCCGUACAUUUUCGAGCGAUCCUUGGAUCCGUACCUUCAGUGGACUUCGUGCUUUGAGGAACUUAGGGACGAGGAUACGCUACCAUCGCGGCAGGAGUAUCUGAAGCCGUACGAGGUCAUCCCUUACGCCUUCUACCCGAGGGCAGAAGAAGUGGUGAUCAACGACGACGAAGAAGAAGACAACGACGAGGACGUUGGAGGAGGGAAGCCAUAGUGAACGUAGCGAGGGCGAGCCGAGUGAGGAGGAAGAGAAAGAAGAAGGAACCGGGUCCGAGAGGGAAGCCCCGCCGGAAGAAGCGACGCGUGCGGGAACAG